AUGGCACACCCCGCCGCAUCCCAGCCCUACCACCAUUCCUUCGCUCCAAUGACUUCGCACGCAUCCCACGCUAGCUCCGGCUCCAACGUCGUCGGCGUACACUACCGCGUCGGCAAAAAGAUCGGAGAGGGCUCCUUCGGCGUCAUCUUUGAAGGCACCAACCUGCUCAACUCCCAGACCGUCGCCAUCAAGUUCGAGCCCCGAAAGUCGGACGCGCCCCAGCUCCGCGACGAGUACCGCACCUACAAGAUCCUCGCAGGAUGCCCCGGCAUCCCCCAGGUCUACUACUUUGGCCAGGAGGGGCUCCACAACAUCCUCGUCAUCGACCUCCUCGGCCCCUCGCUCGAAGACCUCUUUGACAUGUGCGGCCGCAAGUUCAGCAUCAAGACCGUCGUCAUGACCGCAAAGCAGAUGAUCACCCGCGUACAGACCAUCCACGAGAAGAACCUCAUCUACCGCGACAUCAAGCCCGACAACUUCCUCAUCGGCAGGCCCAUGACCAAGGGCGCCAACCUCGUCCACGUCGUCGACUUUGGCAUGGCAAAGCAGUACCGCGAUCCAAAGACAAAGCAGCACAUCCCCUACCGCGAGCGCAAGUCCCUCAGCGGCACCGCGCGCUACAUGUCCAUCAACACCCACCUCGGCCGCGAACAGUCGCGCAGAGACGACCUCGAGGCGCUCGGCCACGUUUUCAUGUACUUCCUCCGCGGCGGCCUCCCAUGGCAGGGCCUCAAGGCCGCCACCAACAAGCAAAAGUACGAAAAGAUCGGCGAGAAGAAGCAGUCGACCCCCAUCAAGGAGCUCUGCGAAGGAUUCCCCGAGGAGUUCGGCAUCUACCUCAACUACGUACGCAAGCUCGGCUUUGAAGAGACGCCCGACUACGACUUUCUGCGCGAGCUCUUCACAAAGGUGCUCAAGAGCUCCGGCGAGCAGGAGGACGGCGUAUUCGACUGGAUGCUCCUCAACAACGGCAAGGGCUGGGAGGCCGGCACCAACCGCGACCGUCGCGACGACCGCGAGCGCCAUCGCGAGACGCGCGCAUCCGCCGCACCCCAGGCUUCGGCCGCCGCCGCGGCGCAGCAGCAGCAACAACAGCAGCAGCAGCACGCCGCCCUCGCCCGCAACGGCUCCAAGGGCGCGCGCAAGUCGGGCGGCGCACAGCAGCACAUGCAGAGCGAGCGCUCCCAAGCGGCGCAGCUGCGCGCCAGCCACGGCGACUUUAACCAGAACGGCUCGGGCUACGGCGGUGUCGGCCACGCAUCCAACGUCGCCGUGCACGACGCCACUGUGGCGGGCAUCCCCACGCAGAACGGAACGCGGGAACACAGCCACGUGGGCCACAUGACGCCCACCGGCAUGUCGUCCGGCAACCUCGACGCACGCGGCCGCGGCGCCGACGCACGCCAGGCGGUGGGCAUCGCCAACGGCGAAGAGCACCCGGCGGAGCGCAAGACGUUUGGCCAGAAGCUCGUCGACGUGCUCACCUGCCGAUGCGGCUGA
Moesziomyces aphidis is the source of this 1500-nucleotide messenger RNA. NCBI's taxonomy places the organism in Eukaryota, Fungi, Basidiomycota, Ustilaginomycetes, Ustilaginales, Ustilaginaceae. The record is from the annotation of a GenBank genome assembly.